Melanaphis sacchari is the source of this 2550-nucleotide messenger RNA. RefSeq lists its product as uncharacterized. The transcript has 3 exons. NCBI's taxonomy places the organism in Eukaryota, Metazoa, Arthropoda, Insecta, Hemiptera, Aphididae. The coding region runs from base 1 to 2550 and encodes 849 amino acids. The record is from RefSeq and is a predicted model, not a curated record.
AUGUACCAGAAUGUUCGUGGGCUCCGGACUAAGUUACAUGAUGUAAUAUCUAAUUUUCCUAUACUUAAUUAUGACAUAUUUAUACUAACUGAGACUUGGCUCUCCUCGGAUAUUGUGGAUGCAGAAUUAGGUCUUACUGGAUUUAUAGUAUUCAGAGCUGAUAGAAAUGUAUAUACCAGAGGAGUAUAUAUACCACCGUCAGCCCCGAUCGAGUUAUACACGGCACAUGCUGAAACUGUUGAUGAAUUGUGGCAGUCUUCUGGGUGUAAUAUGGGAAUUAUAUGUGGUGACUUCAAUUUACCAAAUGUUAAUUGGCAUAAUAGUACUUCGGGAUUGUCAUUAUCGGGUACCGUUAAUGAUAAUGUCAAGGCAAUAGACCUUGUUUUCACAUCUGAAAUAGACAUAGUUGUUGACACAUCACCAGACUCAUUAGUUACGCCAGAUAAGUAUCAUCCACCAUUAAGCAUUACAUAUUCCAUGCCCGAUGUGCCACCUCAAUUGGAUGAUCAACACUCAUUUCGUAAUUUCAAUUGUGCCGAUUAUAACUCGAUUACUAAUAAUAUGAGCUCCAUUAAUUGGGAAAGUGAGUUUAACAAUAUUGGAAUUGAAGCUGCAGCUAAUCGUCUACAAACAAUUUUAAUAACGUUAAUUGAGCAAUAUGUACCACUCCAUAUAUUUCGUCGCUCAACUUUCCCCAAAUGGGUAACACUCAAAUUGAAACGUUUAAUCAUUAGCAAAAAAAUUGCACACAAAAAAUUGAAACAGUUCGGCACAAUGCACUAUCGUCAUAGAUUUUCUUUAUUACGUGCUCAAGUAAAACUUGAGUCAAGGCUGGCAUAUGAGUCCUAUCUAGGUAAGAUUAAUACUUCCCUCCAGAAUGACCCACAUACAUUUUGGUCGUUUAUCAAUAAUCGCCGAAAUACAUCAGUUAUCCCUAAUGUGAUGCAUUAUGGUGACAUUAUUGCAUCAGAUAUAGAUAUUGCAAAUCUAUUUGCACUUCUUUUCAAUUCCGUUUACAAAUCACCGUUACCCCCUCCAAACUGGAAUACUGAAAAUAUUGGCAUUAAACCAUUUACAUUUUUGCCUUCUAGACUUAGUAUUGAACUUAAUGAGGUCGAAGAAAAUUUACUAUCCUUGAGAACAACUAAGAGUCGUGGGCCUGAUGGUAUAUCAGCCCAAUUUUUAUUUAAUAUUAGGGCACAGUUAAAAUAUCCUCUAUUGUACUUAUUUAACCUCUCAUUAGCCGAAGGUAUAUUUCCAUCAAUAUGGAAAACGAGCCAGGUAACACCUAUCUAUAAAUCAGGAGACCCAGGGUCAGUAUCUAAUUAUCGUCCAAUUUCUGGUUUACCUCUAAUUGGUAAAUUAUUUGAAAAAAUUGUCCAUAAAUGUAUUGAACGUAAAUUUAAACUAGUCUUAUCAACAAAUCAACAUGGGUUUUAUGGCGGUCGUUCCACAACAACUAGUGCCCUAGAAUUCUCAGCGUUUAUCAGGGAUAGCUUCAAAAAUAUGAGUCAAGUUGAUGUGAUAUUUACCGAUAUCUCUAAAGCUUUCGACUCCAUAAACCAUAUAGUGUUAAUUGAUAUUCUAGAUAAAUUGGGUGUAGGUGAACCUCUGCUCUCCUGGUUCAAAUCCUAUAUAACCGGUCGACGACAGUUUGUAUCCUUAUUUAAUCAAAAAUCCGCGGAAUAUUUAGUCACUUCCGGAGUCCCACAAGGUGGGCACUUGUCUCCACUUCUAUUUAAUAUUCUAAUAAAUACUUUAUGCGAAUCUGUUGACAUCAAUAUGUUAUUAUUUGCGGAUGAUGUAAAAUUAUUUAAUUGCGUUCAAUCUGUGAGUGAUGCUAUUUCGUUACAAGAAUCGUUGAAUAAGUUAGUCAAUUGGUGUAAUACAGUUGGGUUAGAGCUGGCAAUCCACAAAUGUAAAGUUAUGUCUUUUUCGAGACGUCACUCAAUUAUUCAUUAUGAUUACUCUAUUGAUAAUGUGAUAUUACAGCGAAUAAACCAAGUUGAAGAUUUAGGUUUUAUUUUCACUCCAACGUUAUCGUUUGCACCUCAUAUUGACUGGAUAGUAGGCAAAGCAUUGAGAUCAUUAGGGUUUAUAAGGCGACAUGCAGGGUCGGUCAUGUCUGUAAGAUGUUUGUUGAUAUUAUAUACUUCUCUUGUUAGAUCGAUUGUAGAGUAUGGAUCUGUAGUAUGGUCUCCAAGGACCAAAUGUGACAUUGUUCGACUUGAACGUGUUCAGCAUCGUUUCUUAAAUAUGGUUUCUCGAUCUAUGGGCAUUAAUCAUGAACCCCACGACUAUAAACCCGUCUUAACAGCACUCAAUUUAUCCACCCUAAGCGAAAGAAGAAAUAUGAGUGACAUUAAACUUUUGAAUGGCUUAGUCUCUGGUGUAAUUGACUCCCCAGACUUGUUAUCUAGAAUAGGUUUUCGCAUCCCAGGUACAACCCGUUCUCGUGACCCCUACUACCUUGCUGCAGUAUCCAAAAAUUAUUUGGAUGAUGAUCCUCUAAGGAGAGCUAUGUCUCUAGUUAAUAAUCAUACUAGUUAA